GACCAUUCCAUUGGUCCUAAAGUAAUACCUCCACCCACCAUGGGCACCGGGCUAUGCUAAAUGAAUUCUCCCAUUGUUGACUGACGUCAGGGAAGCGCGGUUCCUUAGCUUUGGCGCGUUUACAUCAAAAUCAAAAGAUCUCUGCUUAAGGGAAGUAGCUGCUAGCCCUACGUUCCUCGCUGUAAGUAUAGAAGAAAAUGUCUUUUCGCCAAAAAUCCAGACUCACGGAUGCUGAAUAUAACGGUGAUGAAAAUAGGUGAGUUGUCAUGAGUUUGUAAGUGUAAUUUAGCAACAAAAAUCUAUUUAAAAUCUAUUUUGCUAGUUCGCUUUCUCGCGCCAGCCUCCCGCGAAAUCAGGAUUCGGUGCUGGGCUGGUUAGCUAGCUGGUUAACUGUUUCUAGUUAAUGUAAGCUAGCUACCGUGUUAUAAAUAUAUGAGCAUUUCUUGCAUUGCUGACUGUGAUACAUGUUUAAGACUGGUUUUGCUACGCACAGUAGUGUUUGCUAGACAUCUAACCUAUAUUUUGAACAGGUGUUAGCUAGCUAAGUUUACUGCUGGAUUGCUAACAAGCUAACGUUAGCUUGCUAACUUGACUUAAAUGGUUACAGUAGCUAACGUUAAAUAGAAAAUGCAAACCAUUUGUGUAUCUAACUAGCUAGCCAACUGUAUAACAACUGAUUUCCCUCAAAAUGUAGUUAGCUAACGUUGGCUAAUGUAACUGUGGUUUGAAUACAACAGCUAACUAGCUACGAACGUUAGCUUGCUAGUUUAGCUUGCUAUAUUACUUUAGUUGACUAGCAUAACAUUUCGCGCUCAUGCCAUGGUAUGGCGCCGAAGCACCUAUUGUACUGUGCUUGAAAGAUCUUUAUAAAUAGGCAACUAGUGUACCUACUAGUGUCUCCACGGAGUUUGUAGUGAUUUACAAGAAUCAACUACAACAAAGGGAACAUAAUGCAUUUUUAGGUGUCUGUUUUAAUGUGAAGUUAUUCUGAAAUUAUGUUAUUGAUAAUGGCAUGAUCUUUCAGUCUUGUUGAUCCAUAUAUCACUGUUUCUAGGAAUAGGGGCCCUUCAAGGUGGUCCAACUGCCGGAAACGGGGCGCUGAUGGCAGUAUGAGAUCAAAUGGGGACUUGGACUCGACUGGUACCAGUGAUCUGAAGAAGAGUAACGUUAACCACAGACCUGUUAGGUAAGAUACGAUUCAGACUGCUGAGUUGGGAGGUAUCAAACCAAUAUUGUAGGUUGAUUUAAUGUUGAGUCCUUACUUGCGUCCCAAAUGGCACCCAAUUCCCUACAUAGUGCACUACUUUUGACCAGAGCCCUAUGGUUUCUUUAUAGUGCACUUUAUAGGGCCAAGGGUGCCAUUUGGGAUGCGAACCUUGACAGCCAUAAAUGAAGUGGGCUGUCCUGUGAAACAUGAUUGAGCUGUAAAUGAGGGAAGCUUUUGAGAACAAUAGCUAGGUUGGCAGAUGGUUGCUAAAUGCAAAUGUACCCCAUGUAUGUCACCCCGAAUAAUGCUUUUAAAAACAAGCCAUCAAAAUUGCUUAGAAGUGGUGUGGUUUAAUGUGUAUUUUUCACACCACAUCAGCCAUUUCCAAGAGAGGAGACUCAUAAUAACCAUAUAUUCAUUUCUCUUUCAGUUUUACCACUCCUGAAAGUGAAGGUCCAGUUCCCAGAUGCGCGGACUGGGGGAGUGAAGUGGAGACUGACGAAAGGCGCUCAAGCGUCCGUCGUGAUAUGCAACGGUCAGCUGUCACUGCAGAGUUUCCCCUUUUGUAUAAAUGUGCUUGUAAAAGCGUUCAAUUGCUUAUGGUAUUGUUUCUUUUAGUUACAGGAGGAGGAUACUUACAGCAGAUUUUGGUCCAAGGGAACGAAAGAACUCUUCUGGAAGGUAUGUUUGAAAAUGGAUGUCUCAUACUGUAUUUUGCAUGAGAGCCUGGUCCCAGAUCUGGUUGUGCUCUUGCCAACUCCAUUGCUCAUUGUUAAGCCAAACAGACAAUGUGCAUGACAAAGUGACAAGGAGUUGGCAUGAUGGCACAAACUGACUGGCACUCAUACUACAUCCAUUCAUUGAAUUUCAUUAAUUAAUCUGUUUCCUAUCUCUUCAGCUCAGAGUCCAGAGACUCUCCUGUCCCUGGUGAGGUCAUGGAGGAGGAUGAGGAAGUCCUGAUGAGGAGGCAGAAACAGAUCACCUACGGGAAGAACACACUCGCCUACGACAGAUACAUCAAGGAAGUACCCAAGUGAGUAAAAUAGUGUUGGUUUUCAUAUUUUUUAAUGUAUGUUAGGCUACUUACAAGCUACCACCCCAAUAGAUCAACGUUAAUAUUAACCAAUUUGUUGUCCAUUGUUUUGCCAGGCACUUGAGGCAGCCAGGAGUUCAUCCUAAGACUCCAAACAAGUUUAAGAAGUACAGCCGGCGCUCAUGGGACCAGCAGAUUAAGCUGUGGAAGGUGAAGAUUCACGCGUGGGAUCCCCCAGCCCUGGAAGGCAGUGAGCUGCAGGCUAUGUAAGCCCCUCAAAUAUCCUGGCUUUUAAAACAAUCAACAAAUAUAUAUAUGCAAUCUUUUAUGCUAUAUCACUUUUACACUCCCUUUUGAUAUAGUCCUUCAAUUGUAAGCAGAAGUUGUUCUCCUGAAAUUGGAUUUGGGAAAUAUGUUAAACUCAUCCUGUUGAAGAAAUGUAUCUAGCUAGUCUCAGGGUAUAUCCUUCAUGAGAGAACCCCUUUGUGCCAGAUGGCUUACUCAAACCAAGUUUGUAAUGCAGUUGUUCUUUGUUUCAUGUAUCAUUUAGAGAGGAGGUUGACUUGGAUGAUGUCAUGGAUAUUGAGCUGGACUUCCCUGAACUGGAUUCAGACUCGAGCGCACAGCCUCUUAAAGUCAGCAAGGCCUCUUCGUCUCAACCGGUACGUUCUUUAACCAGUCUUGGCAUGUUUGAAGGCAACUAUUGGUCUGUGUUCAAAAGCAUUUUUAUAAAGCACAGUUGGACACUUACCAAACACAAUUGGAGUUACUUUGUGCCUCAUUUUGUCAGUAUAAAACUAAUCUUGAUUUUUCUUGAUGUUCUAGGACUCUAGCCAAGGAACUCCCAGCAAGAUGAUGAAAAUAGAUGCAUCAGUUGACCUUGACAUGGCCUAACAGUUGUGCAUUGAUAGACAAUCCAUGGCUAUCACCCUAGCAGGGGGAAAAAAUGAUUGAAUGCUUAAAAUUCCAAGAUAAACUCAUGAUAGAUUGAAUUCAAGACAGUGACCUGAAUUGUAUAUAGUUAACGUUUUCUUAAGUUGUGCUGUGGAUGCUUGCAUUUUAUAAUUGUUAAUGACUUAUAUGUUAAGAAAACAAAUGUGUUGGGAGUGUGUAAAUUUGACUGCGUUUAGACAGGCAGCCCAAAUCAGAUCUUUUUUUCACUAUCAGAUCUGAAAAAGAUCUGAUGUGGUUGGUCAAAAGACCAAUUAGUAGAAGAAAGAUCAG
This is a messenger RNA of Coregonus sp. 'balchen', 3464 nucleotides long. The record is from the annotation of a GenBank genome assembly. NCBI's taxonomy places the organism in Eukaryota, Metazoa, Chordata, Actinopteri, Salmoniformes, Salmonidae.